Carica papaya (papaya) is the source of this 977-nucleotide messenger RNA. The record is from RefSeq and is a predicted model, not a curated record. NCBI's taxonomy places the organism in Eukaryota, Viridiplantae, Streptophyta, Magnoliopsida, Brassicales, Caricaceae.
UCCUUUAAUGGAUGAUGAAGUGUUUCCUCCAUUGUAUAGCUCAGCCAUUUAAAAAGAACUAGUUCUAGUUCUUACUCAUGAUUUUAUCUUGCUUUAUAGAUGAUCCUAUUGCGAAAAGGUUUAUUGCAUCUUCUCAGCAAAAUCUUCCUGAAACUAGUAAUGUUGGAAUUGCAGUUGAUAACGUUCAAUUUAAAACCAAGGAAAGCAGAAUGGAAGAUUCAGCUAUAUCUGAAUUACAGAAAAGAUUAGAAAUUGUAGUUUCAGGCUCUGGUCCUGGGCAUCUGAUUAUGGAUGAGUUGGAAGACAGAGAAUUUAUGGAACUGGGGUUGAAAUUGAUUGGGGGACAUCUCAGCAAUGCACAGGGAAAGAAGGCAACUCUGGCACUUCGUGACCAUUGGAGGAGGUCUGCACCAAGGUCAAUACCACUUAGGGAGCUUGGACCCUUGCUCCGUGAUUACCAAAGGCUGAUUACUCAACAACUUCUAGCAGUUGGUGGAUCUGGUUUUCACUCAGUUGACUCAAGUUUUCUUGCAAAAGAUGCUUACAAGUUUUACCAUCUCAAAAAUGCUUCUCAGUUACGAAUGGAUGAUGUCCCAAAGCUGUUGAAAGAGUACAAACAACUUCCGUCAGAUUAAAGGUAGUGUUGGAGAUCUCGUCUCAGAAACCCAGGAAAUCAGCAUGAGGCCUUGCCAAGUUCUCUCUUGAAGUCAUUUAAGCAACUUGAACCUUUAGUAUUGGGGCACAUAGCGUCAUGAAAAUACCAGUUAUACACAAAUUAUUACUAGGGGAGGAAAGACACUGAUAACUAUAACGAUGUUUGGCCAUGUAUUGCUGUCAAGAUAAGACAAGACAAGCUUUCUGUAUUUGACAUUAAUUCAUCAUGAUAAAAAUUCUUAAAUAAGAAUAAUAGGGCUUAUCAGAGUGUAAAUAAUAAAAUAAUAUUUUACUGCAUCACUCGAAAUAAACAUUUUACUGCA